Molecule: messenger RNA, 915 nt
Organism: Brenthis ino (lesser marbled fritillary)
Lineage: Eukaryota; Metazoa; Arthropoda; Insecta; Lepidoptera; Nymphalidae
Source: the annotation of a GenBank genome assembly
AUGAAAAGAUUUACUAUCCUAUAUGUGGAAUAUUUAAUAUUCUUUGUUUUAAAAUGUAGCGGUAAAAUAAACAUAGAUAUUAAAUUAGCGUCACACAAAACUGUAGCUGCAGUGCAUUUUAGUGGUGCUGAUAACAAAUUAAUAACUGCUAAAGAAAUAAAUCUGUAUAAUGUAACAGACGAUAACUUGAAACGUGGAGCUAGAGUUGAGCUCGGAAGAACACCGGACGAUGUUUUUUUAAAGAAUCCUACACCGUAUGGUGAUUUAUAUCAAAAAUAUAAAUGGAGAGAAGUGUAUAGAAAUGUGCAUGUACUGAGUGCAGAAAUAGAUGAUAUUAUAAAUGAAAAUGAAGUUAUAACUGUCGUCGAUUAUAUUAACAACACAACGAAUAAUGUGAGGAAGGAUAUGAGAAUGUACAGAACUGUUGAGCAUACCAUGAAAUCACUUUGGUCUAGUGAUGGGCUACCAAUGGAUAAUAUACCUUAUAAAGUCAAAGUAGCAUAUUAUUUGCAACACUUCAGUUAUGAAAAUAAAUGGAGGGAAAUUAAUUUUAAAACAACUAAAAUAAAUUUUGGAGUAAAUAGCUAUGGUUUCAUAGAAGUUGAACCGGGAAAAUCGGUGACAGUGAAACUAUUGGGAAAAAGAACAACCGUAUUAGUUAAAAUAAAAUACAUUGCAAGCCUCACCGGUCAAAUCAUAGCAAAUUACGCAAGAGAGUAUGGAAAAUAUCAUUUUUGGGCUCCUUCAGCAGCCAAUAUAAUGAAAGCUGGCAAUCUAAAUAAUGAAAUUAUAACGACAGAGUUUAUAGAAAUUAAAUGUUAUACAGAUCCUUCGAUAAAAGUAAAAGAUACACUUACGGGAAAGCGAAUUCCCAUAAAAUUUACAUAUAAACCAUUUCGUGGCCGAAAACAUAAA